Trachymyrmex septentrionalis is the source of this 2597-nucleotide messenger RNA. RefSeq lists its product as uncharacterized. Gene Ontology annotation, molecular function: NAD+ poly-ADP-ribosyltransferase activity; kinase binding; protein serine/threonine kinase activator activity. The coding region runs from base 246 to 2582 and encodes 778 amino acids. NCBI's taxonomy places the organism in Eukaryota, Metazoa, Arthropoda, Insecta, Hymenoptera, Formicidae. Gene Ontology annotation, biological process: endoplasmic reticulum unfolded protein response. The transcript has 11 exons. Gene Ontology annotation, cellular component: endoplasmic reticulum tubular network; membrane; nuclear envelope. The record is from RefSeq and is a predicted model, not a curated record.
UGAUAAAACAAAUGGAAGACGAAUGUACAUGGCACAGGUCGCGAAAAAAACAUUAGGAGCAUGUUCGCAGUUUCCUUAUGAGGUAAAUUUCUUGUGAAACGAAAUAGCAAACCCACAUUAGACAUAGAGAAACCCCACGUGCAGCGCGUGACUCGUUAAAUACUGAUGUUUCUAGCGCGUGAUAAAAUUGCAAAUCAAGUCUCUGAAGAUGAAUGCUAGACAUUGUAUAAAAGGUAAAUAAAACAAUGGCAUAUUCUGAUCAGAAUCACGAGAUACCUAAAGGUAUCAGAGCAAGACAGAAUGGACACUAUGAGAUUCCAGGAGAAAAAACUGCAACCAAGACAGGCUUAGAUAUAUUAUAUACAUCUCGGAUAGACCGCGGUAUAAUUGAGGAAGACGUAGAAAGAAAGAUAACGUCACUGAAACAAUUACUGGAGAAAGAUCUAAGGGCUGCCGAUUUAAAAUGGUCCCUUUUUGUAGCAGCAUCCAACACUUACCGUUACGACAGUUGUUUAAAACCGUUUCCACCUAUGUAUAUCAAGAACGAGUGCAAGGAUAUCGAAGCAUUGAGAAGAGUCAUAGAGUCAGUCCCUCCUUUGCCCGUGAUAUGCAAAGAACUCGGUGAGACAGAUGUCUACCAAAAUUACGGUGAAAUAAUAGAGCUAUUAUAUUGGGUACUGUUACGAUUAAGAGAUCCAUACAUCAAAAGUAUACAGAAAGAAUGCUACAGUUCCAUACUGAGGAAAGUGCCAUUGGAAGUGCCGGUUGCAGCACCAAAUCUUAUAUUUCAAAUAGCAAAUGCGAAACAAUCUACAUCAGAAGAGAAAUGGAAGUCAAAUGCUAAAGGUCAUUCGACAUUUUAUGCGUAUCACGGCAGCCGUUUGGAAAAUUUCCAUUCCAUCGUACAUUAUGGUUUACAACAAAACAUGUGCAAAAGAUCAGAGUUUGGCAAAGGAAUAUAUUUUUCAAGUGAAUUAGGAGUGAGCUUACCGUACAGUCCUGUGGGUUAUGGUUGGGGAGGUAGUCUUCUUGGAAGCGAGAUAAGCUGUAUAGCUCUCUGUGAGCUUAUUAAUCAUCCUGAUAUAAAGAGAGGAGAUUCGAGAGAUAACUCACAAAAUACAUUGAGUGAUUCAGUUGGUGGAAGAAUACCAGACAAGUACUUUGUAGUGACAAAUAGCGACUUAGUAAGGAUGCGCUAUUUGCUCGUUUAUACUCAAGAUCUCCAUACAACUAGUAGUGAUAGUACGGGAUUGCUGGCAUGGUUCAAGCAACACAAAUUACUGACAUUUAACCAUACAAACCAGGAAAAUAUCAAAAGUAUAAAACCUUCGGUGGUUGUUGUACCAUCAAGAGGAAAAAGAGCCGUACUAGGUGAAAUAAGUAACAGGGUUAACACGUUGAGGGGUGUCGAGCCCAUUGAUAGGGUUAGUUUAUUACAAAGGAAGAAAGUGCCAAUAUCGAAACGGCAAGCUUUAAAGCCAAAUGUAAAUCCACCUGAAAAGCCAAACGUAAAUCCAUCUGAAAAGCCAAAUGUAAAUCCAUCUGAAAAGCCAAACGUAAAUCCAUCUGAAAAGCCACCAGUGCAAAUCGUAAAACCAAUUGUAAAAACAAUAUCAUCUUCCAAUGUAAAUAUUGCUUGCAAUGUAGUCAAUGUACCAGCUGCUCUUAUUAGUCAAAAGAGAGAAGAGAGAAAUUCGUUUUCAACGGAUUUAUUAAAAUUUGAAGAUAUUGACGAGCAAGACAAGAAUAAUCCUAUUCUAGUUUCUCUCUAUACUAAUGACAUACAUGAAUAUUUAAGGACGUUAGAGAUUAAAUUUACUAUUAAGAAGGGAUAUCUAGCGGGCCAGGAAGUCACUCCUAAGAUGAGAUGCGUAUUGAUAGAUUGGUUGGUAGAAGUGCAUCAACAAUUUAGAUUGAUGCAAGAGACAUUGUAUCUCACCAUCGCAAUUAUCGAUCGCUUCUUACAAUUGUUUCGAUCUAUAGAUAGGAAGAAAUUACAGCUAGUAGGUGUAACAGCUAUGUUUAUCGCUAGCAAGUAUGAAGAAAUGUACUCGCCAGAUAUAAGUGAUUUUGUAUAUAUCACGGACAAAGCAUAUUCAAAGAUAGAUAUAUUGAAUAUGGAAAUGCUUAUUGUGAAAACUUUGGACUAUUCGCUCGGGCGACCAUUACCGCUGCAUUUUCUUCGAAGAUAUAGCAAAGCUGGAAAGGCGCUCCCUAUACAUCACACGAUGGCUAAAUAUUUUCUUGAGGAAAGCUUGGUUUAUUAUGAAAUGUGUCAUUAUCCACCAAGUCUCAUCGCUGCAGCUGCGAUAUACCUAGCAUUUUUAAUUAUCGGUAAUGAUGAAGAAGACGAAGGCAAGAUUAUUUGGUCAGACACUCUUGCAUACUAUAGUACUUACUCCAAGGACGAUGUGUUACCUGCAGUACACGAUAUAGCUGCCAUAAUAACCAAUGCAGAAAACAGUAAAUAUCAAGCUGUGAGGAAGAAGUACGUUCAUGUGAAACACAUGAAAAUUAGUAUUCGACCAGAACUUAAGUCGCCAAUUAUGCUUUCCAUUGCAGGAAAAAGCAAUAAGUCAUAAAUUUGUAAUAAAACA